Molecule: messenger RNA, 1387 nt
Organism: Sturnus vulgaris (Common starling)
Lineage: Eukaryota; Metazoa; Chordata; Aves; Passeriformes; Sturnidae
Gene: SCHIP1
Product: schwannomin interacting protein 1
Biological process (GO): positive regulation of hippo signaling
Cellular component (GO): cell junction; plasma membrane
Source: RefSeq, a predicted model, not a curated record
CCGCUUCUCUCCGCCAGGAUUGCCGCGAGGAUGGCAUGGAUUUAGGCAGCGACGCCGGCAGCAGCCGCUCCAGCUCGGAAUCCAACUCCAGCAAAGCCACGCCGUGCUCGGAGGGCAAGUGCUCGCCGUCCCCCAGCAGCCUGGACCUGGCGGCGCUGGAGGACUCGGAGGAAGAGGAGGAGGAAGAGGAGGAGGAGGAGGAGGACGGGGGGUCUCCGCCGUUCCCCGCCGGCCAUGGGCGCCGCUGCGGCCCCGGCGCUGCCCGGCGCUGCCCCCGCCCGCGGCCCCCGCCCCGCUCGGACCCCGCGCAGCGGCGGCGCGGAGCGGCCGCGGGGCCCGGAGGGAGGAGGAGCGCGGGGCCGAGGCCCCCCCGGGACACGAGGCCCCCCCGGGAACCGCAGCCCCCGGCCAUGGACUGGGCAGCCCUGGAGAGGCACCUGGCCGGGCUGCAGUGCCGGGAGCAGGAGCGCAACACGCGGGCCAGCGCCGCCUCGGCCCAGAAGAAUGAACGCGAGUCCAUCAGGCAGAAGUUGGCCCUGGGCAGUUUCUUCGACGAUGGCCCCGGGCUCUACACGAGCUGCAGCAAGAGCGGCAAACCCAGCCUGUCCUCCCGGCUGCAGAGUGGCAUGAACCUGCAGAUCUGCUUUGUCAACGACAGUGGCAGUGACAAGGACAGCGAUGGCGAUGACAGCAAGACAGAGACCAGCCUGGACACGCCUGUGUCACCCAUGAGCAAGCAGAGCUCGUCCUACUCGGACAGGGACACGACAGAGGAGGAGUCAGAGUCCCUGGAGGACAUGGAUUUCCUGAGCAGGCAGAAGAAGCUGCAGGCUGAAGCCAAGAUGGCUUUGGCUAUGGCAAAGCCCAUGGCCAAGAUGCAGGUGGAGGUGGAGAAGCAGAACAGGAAGAAAUCUCCAGUAGCAGAUCUUCUGCCCCACUUGCCCCAUAUAAGUGAGUGCCUGAUGAAGAGGAGCCUGAAGCCCUCGGACCUGAGGGACAUGAGCCUCGGGCAGCUGCAGGUGAUCGUCAAUGACCUGCACUCCCAGAUCGAGAGUCUGAACGAGGAGCUGGUUCAGCUGCUGCUGCUGCGGGAUGAGCUGCACACGGAGCAGGAUGCCAUGCUGGUGGACAUCGAGGAUCUCACCAGGCACGCUGAGAGCCAGCAGAAGCACAUGGCAGAGAAGAUGCCAAGCAAGUGACUCCUCCUGCCUGGUCCUGCCCAGGCAAUCCCAGAGCCCCAGCCUUGCUCAUUGACCGUGUCUGAAGCUUUCUGUCUGCUCAUUGGCCUCUGCUUCUUAAUUUAUUUUAAUUUUUUUUUUUUUUUUUUUUACUCGUGCCACUAAAUAUCAGGCGUUUUAAUAAUAAUAAUGUUGUUAUUAUUAUUAUU